Knipowitschia caucasica is the source of this 3573-nucleotide messenger RNA. NCBI's taxonomy places the organism in Eukaryota, Metazoa, Chordata, Actinopteri, Gobiiformes, Gobiidae. The record is from the annotation of a GenBank genome assembly.
AUGAAGGGACCAAGAGAGAUAAGGAAGGAGACGGGCAGAGACGGGCACGGACGAACGGGACGAGCACGGAGACGAGAGCAGGCCACGGAGGAAGACCACGAGCGGGACCCGUCGAGUGCCAAAGAGGCGAACCGUGAAGCGAUCUACACGCAGCGGCGGGGCUCAUACCCCGCCUACGCAGUAAAGGUCUACGGCCCUGGGAUCCGCGGCGGCAGCUGGAGGGCUGCAAUCCGGAUAAAGAGCGAGGACGCAGAGUCACUGGGACGUACCGCGAAGCGACCUACACGCAGCGGCGGGGCUCAUACCCCGCCUGCGCCAUUGAGGCGCCAAGACCGUGAAAACCCCCCCUCCGAAAGUGCCUUGCGAGAUCAACUGCUGCUAGGCUUGAGCGACAGCCCACUGGCCCAAGCUCUGAAGGUCUAUGCUCGCCGUCACCCAGAGCUGGAUUUCACAGAGCUACGUGAGGAGGCCAGGUUAUUGGAGACUGAGUACGGCCGGGGUCAACCAGAGGUAACGUGUGCCUCAGUUCAAAAACAUUAUGACUCUCCUAAAACCCCACAGGGAUUGGACUGGAAGGAGCAAUUGAAGCGCGAAAUCAUGGAGGAGGUGAACGUCCAAAUGAAGGGGCUGUCCCGUGAUAUCCUCGCUGAGCUUAAACCCCUGCUGCAGUCUGCCUCUCCCCAGUCAAGCCCCCCCAACACCACGUGGAACCGCCGGUAUUCACCGAGACCCUAUAAUGACCGGGACGAGCAAGGAAUGAACGUCAUCAUGGCUUGUUGGGAUAACAUCUUUAAGAGGUCAAAGAUGCCUGCUCUCCCACCACAAUUUAAACAUCUGAGAGUGUGGCGGGAGGCGUUUGCCACCUGCAGCCGCAUAGAAGUAGCCCCCACAGAGGACGGGUCAAUGGGUUUCGUGAGGUUGGCCACGAAGAAUAACAUUUCAGUCCCUCCAAACAGUGAGAUAGUGGUGUGGGGUCGUACUCGGAUGGGGCGGGGUGGAACAGAUUUCUGUGCCCUUAUAGAGCCGGUUCCUGGGGCUAAUAUUGGUGGUGUGGGUGUGGCUAGAACGCUGGUCGAGGUGAGGAAAGGAAGAGUCCCUGUUCGCAUUUGUAACCCCCACCCCUACAGUGUGUCUGUAGGUCGUUUUACGAGGUUAGGGCAGCUUUAUCAUAUUGAAGAGGCAGAUGUACAUGGCCCAAAUGACCCAUCUCUGUUUCUUGAGGGAGACGACGUCGUAGCGGUAACCCUGGUAGAUGUCACAACUUCGGCGGCUAACUCUGAGUUGCCCCCAGAGGUGAGCAAGCUGAAAACGCGCCCUGACUUGUCUGAGGUGCAGCAGGAGGAGCUGGAGGCCCUGCUGCAGAGGUGGGAGAAGGUCUUUGCCGUACAUGACGAGGAUUUUGGCCGGACUGACCUGGUGCAGCAUAGAAUCCCUACGGGCGAUGCUGCCCCCAUCCGAGAGAGGCACCGGCCAAUCCCCCCAAUGCUGUACAGAGAAGCCAUACCACCCGUCGAUGAGCUGGUGGAUGCAGCUGCAGUGGAGACGGGCAGAGACGGGCACGGACGAACGGGACGAGCACGGAGACGAGAGCAGGCCACGGAGGAAGACCACGAGCGGGACCCGUCGAGUGCCAAAGAGGCGAACCGUGAAGCGAUCUACACGCAGCGGCGGGGCUCAUACCCCGCCUACGCAGUAAGUCUACGGCCCUGGGAUCCGCGGCGGCAGCUGGAGGGCUGCAAUCCGGAUAAAGAGCGAGGACGCAGAGUCACUGGGACGUACCGCGAAGCGACCUACACGCAGCGGCGGGGCUCAUACCCCGCCUGCGCCGUAAAAGCGGUGUGCGCCAUUCACAUUGGGGACGAGCGCCGUCUACCUGCCUCUGGCCCACCUUUGAAUGGAAACAGAGCAGCGCAGCUCUCUGAGGCCAUGGCCCAGGCUGGUCCUGGGACACUGCUCCACCGCAGAAACAUCCGACUGGACUCUUUCCUGAAGCGGAAUACGGGGCAUGCACUGUUCGAGCGAAUCCGGACCUAUGAACCAUGCGUGGUUCAGUCGGAUUCCUUCAAUAAAGUGUACAUGCACGUGGUGAUGAGCGACGAGCGCGUGUACCUCACAGAGUUCUCCCCGCGCACGCUCACCUGUGCCUUUGGGUUCCGCUCUGUGAGGUCCAUAGAGCUGAUCAAUGACCACCCAGAUUUCCUCAGUGGCAAAGACAGGGAGCUGUGCCAGCACAUAAAAGUGAUUUAUGUCCCGGAGAAACCUGCCUCAAAGAGAAAUCAUGAAGAUCAUCUGUUCAAUAAACGUCCUCCAACACUUAAAUCAGAAGGGCAUGCUGCUCACAGGCCGACCCGCUCUGCCUCAUGCCCUGACGGAGAGACUCUGCUGGGUCUGGUCCCUCAGCCUCCAGAACGACCACACUCCUCAGCUUCGAUGUAUCCACUCAGCUCUCAUCAGCAUGCUACAAACUCACCAUCUCCUAAGGUUUCUAGAAGAAUGGCCUUGUUGUUUUCACGUCUUUUUAAACAGAACAAAAUGGGAAACAUAGCUGAGCUACAUUUGUAUGCACUUUCACCAUUCUCCACACUUUAUGUUAAUCUUCAAAGCUCCUGGACCAGCUUCAUCAUCAAGUCCACUCUGAUGUUAGACCCAAUACAUUGUAGAAAGUACUGUACUUCACCCUGUUUGUCAACAGAAAAUUAUCCUCAGCGCAUUAGCCACGGUCCUCCGUGCAGCUGGGAGCAGACGGCCCAUUUGUUUUCUCAGCUACAAACUGAAGUAUUGCAGAAGGGCAUCAGAGAGGAGAGGCUGUAUCUGUUACUGCAGGAGCUGUGCACAGCUGCUCAUAGAAACAUCACAUUACGUAGACUAUUCUGGAAGUCCAAUGCGUUGUGUCCGUUCCUGGUCCAGACUCUUGAGGAUUGCCUCCCUGGGGAUCAGAGCGCAGUUUACACAACAGAUAACCUCCUGAUGGGAACCCUGGUCAUCCAGACACUGGCUGUCAUGUUUAGAGAGACAGAAGUGGAACCAGCCAGACUGAUUCUACUCUCAGCAAACAAUGGUGCACUUGCCUCCAGGAUGCUGCUGGCUUUGGUUUGUGAUCCACAGCCUCAGAGUCCAAAUGCUCCUCAGAUUGAUACUUGUCUCAUUGAGUAUUUGGAUGCUGCAUGUUCACUUUUCUUUGAACUGCUGCUUCAAGGCCAAGAGAAAAGCAAGUUUUCCAUUUCUGAAAGUAUCUUGUCCGUUGGUUGGAUAUUUCAAGUGCUACAGCCCCAUCCUCACCUUCUAUCCUUCUUUGGCUACCAGGCACAACAGGUGGUCCUGGUCUUGUCCAGUUCUCAUCAUUAUGUCUCAAGUCCUGCUCAGGCUGUUCUGUUGUUUCAACGAUGCCGCCUCCUGCUGGCAAGUCUGCAGUACAGCAAGCAUCUCACACAGCACCUGAUGUCCAACUUCAGAGACGAUUUCAAGUACUCUGUAAAUAUUGUAGAUUUCCAGAUGAAGAUUCCACCUCACUAUCUCAUCAGCCCACUGAUACGACAGCAGGUUGAUCAAAUUCUUACUCUUAUCCUGCACUAG